UCCGGGUCCAUUCAUGAAGACCUGAUCACCACAGGCCAGGACAGCCAGGCAGGUCGACCCUCAUCGUUUUCUCUCGUGUCUGAGCUGCAGAGAAGAGCCCACCAUGCCAGGACUUCUGCUGGGAGACGAGUUCCCAAACUUCGAGGCCGACACAACAAUCGGCAGGAUCAAGUUCCACGAUUUCCUGGGCAGCUCAUGGGGUAUUCUGUUCUCCCAUCCAAAAGACUUCACUCCAGUCUGCACCACUGAGCUCGCCCGUGCUGCCAAGCUCAGCAGUGAGUUCGAGAAACGAGGUGUGAAGAUGAUUGCCCUGUCCAUUGACAGUGUUGAGGAUCACUGCAACUGGAGCAAGGACGUGAUGGCAGUCAGCGGUGCGCCUGAAACUCCUCUGCCUUACCCCAUCAUUGCUGAUGACAAGAGAGCGCUGUCCAUCCAGCUGGGCAUGCUAGACCCCGAUGAGAGAGACAAGGAUAAUAUGCCCCUCACCGCUCGCUGUGUCUUUGUGAUUGGCCCAGACAAGAAGCUGAAGCUGUCCAUCCUCUACCCCGCCACCACAGGGAGGAACUUUGACGAGCUGCUCAGAGUUAUCGACUCUCUGCAGCUCACGGCACAGAAGAAGGUCGCCACACCUGUCGACUGGAAGGCUGGUGACAAAGCCAUGGUCAUUCCUUCGCUCUCUGAUGCUGAAGCUGCUGAGCUCUUCCCCAACGGUGUGACCACUCAAGAGGUGCCUUCAAAGAAAACAUACUUGCGCUUCACCCAGCCCUGAAGAUACACUUCAGACCGCAUCUUUCUCUAGUUUGCUGCUCUUUGACAAACCUAAAUCCGUGGAUGAUAAUUCACAUUUAGAGCCGACCAAAACAUAGCUGCACUUACCUGGUUUGGUGACUUGUGUCAUGCAGUAAACCAGGAGUAUGUAUAGUGUCAAUGUACAGUGCCUUGUUUCCUUUCAAUAAACACACUUUUCACACA
This is a messenger RNA of Plectropomus leopardus (leopard coralgrouper), 972 nucleotides long. RefSeq names its product peroxiredoxin 6 (gene prdx6). Gene Ontology annotation, biological process: cellular oxidant detoxification; cell redox homeostasis. NCBI's taxonomy places the organism in Eukaryota, Metazoa, Chordata, Actinopteri, Perciformes, Serranidae. Gene Ontology annotation, cellular component: cytosol; mitochondrion. The record is from RefSeq and is a predicted model, not a curated record. Gene Ontology annotation, molecular function: peroxiredoxin activity.